AUAAAGAGCUAGCCCGGUGGCCAGACACCGAGCAGUAGACAACACACACGUAACCCGCAACAUGCAACUCGGACUCUGGUUUGGCAUUCUCGCCAUCGCUGCGGCACCGCUGGUAAGCGCUAAUUAUGGUCAAGGUGGAGGUGGUGGUCCCGGCCAUGGACCCAUUCAGUACCUGCCCAGUGGCCCGUCUGGGGGCCUCGAGGAGUACGUGAACGUGGCGACGGGCGGCUCGCAGCCAGCGGCCAGCCAGAUCGCAGCGCAGGCCGAGAUCCAGCCCACGCAAGAGGAGGCCCGUCGUCUGGGUCGUGUCCAGGCCCAGCUGCAGGCUCUGAACGCCAAUCCCACCUACCAGAAGCUGAAGAACUCCGAGGACAUUGCCGAGUCGCUGGCCGAGACGAAUCUCGCCAGCAACAUCCGCCAGGGCAAGAUCAAUGUCGUCUCGCCCCAGUUUGUGGAUCAGCAUCUGUUCCGUUCCCUGCUGGUGCCGUCGGGCCACAACAACCACCAGGUGAUCGCCACCCAGCCCCUGCCCCCCAUCAUUGUCCACCAGCCGGGCGCACCACCAGCGCAUGUGAACAGCGGACCCCCCACCGUGGUCCGUGGCAAUCCCGUGAUCUACAAGAUCAAGCCUUCGGUCAUCUACCAGCAGGAGGUGAUCAACAAGGUGCCCACCCCCCUCAGCCUUAAUCCCGUCUACGUGAAGGUCUACAAGCCGGGCAAGAAGAUCGAGGCGCCACUGGCACCCGUUGUUGCCCCCGUCUAUGGACAGCCGCAGUCGUACGGUAGCCAGCCGCAGUCGUACGGUAGCCAGCAGCAGUCGUACGGUGGCUCUGGGGCCGCCUCCGCUGCCGGUUCUGCCUCCUCCGCCGAUGGCUAUGCCGCCGGCAACGAGGCACCCCUCUACAACAGCCCCUCCCCCUAUGGCCAGGCCAACUACUAAGCCAGCUUAGAGUUUCCUUCUCCUGGCCAAGGAGUGCUCCUCGUCUUCUGUACGCGGAGCAGCUGUUUAAUUUAACAAAUUUGUUUUUUUUUUGCCCCUUGCUGAAUGCAAAUAAAAAAUGGAAAAUAUGCUUAAAAUA
This is a messenger RNA of Drosophila miranda, 1079 nucleotides long. RefSeq names its product chorion protein S36 (gene Cp36). Bases 62 to 940 code for a protein of 292 amino acids. The record is from RefSeq and is a predicted model, not a curated record. The transcript has 2 exons. NCBI's taxonomy places the organism in Eukaryota, Metazoa, Arthropoda, Insecta, Diptera, Drosophilidae.